CCACUAGUAACGUAACCCCCCACCGUUAAGCAGUUCCGCUAAUAACAAACCAUCCUAGCUCCUUUUAAAUAGUUUAUUUUUCCGUGACCACUGUAUCCCUUCGAAGUUGCAUUGGGUGUAAACGAUACCAGCCGUAUACAACCAAAAUGUGACCCGUGUAGAUGGUGUUCUUGUAUAGGUAUUACGGUAGGAAUUGUGUUUUUAUAGGUAUUACGGUAGAGCAGACGGAGUUGGCCACUACCAGCUAACGUGGUCGUAACACAUCCACGACAUGUUCGCCUUCGGGUAAUCCUAGUUAAUAAAAAUGCUAUAAACGUAUUAUUUCCAGUUAGGUCACUCGUCUAUUAGGUAGUUGGGCCACACAGUUUAGCUGGUUAGGUUUAUCUGUAACCCCUGGCCGGGUUUAGCUGGUCUUCAGAGGGAGAGGCCCGCGGUCUGUCACAAUCACAAGUCUACCCAACCCCAAACCGAGACCCUUCCACCAUGAAGAUGUUCUCUGUGGCCCACAAGACGGCCUUCGUGGUGGACCACUGCCCUUACAUGGCCGAGUCCAGCCGGCAGCAGGUGGAGUGUGACGUGCUGACCAAGAGCCGCGCCCAGGGAGUCAUACCCCUGGCCCCCGUGUCCAAGUCGCUGUGGACCUGCGCGGUCGAGUGUUCAAUGGAGUACUGCCGGAUCCUCUACGACGUGUACCCCCUAAACAAGCUGAUUAAUUACAUUGUGAGUGACUCCGAGUUCCACAUCCUGAACACCUGGAGACAGGAAGACCAGAGCACCCACGAGCUCAUGUCGGCGCUGGCGGCGGUGGGGCCGCCCAACCCCCGCGAGGACCCCGAGUGCUGCAGCGUCCUGCACGGCCUGGUGGCGGCGGUGGAGUCGCUGUGCAAGCUGACGGAGCUGCAGCACGAGCAGCGCACGGUGCUCAUGGACACGGCCGAGCGCGUGGCCAACCGGGGCCGCAUCAUCUGCCUCACCAACGCCAAGAGUGACACACACGUGCGCAUGUUAGAAGACUGCAUCCAGGAGACGCUCAUGGAUCAAAACAAGUUGGCCGCGGGCUCGGACAGGCUGAUGGCCAUCCAGCAGUGUGAGCUGGUGUUGGUGCACAUCUUCCCCAUGGGAGAGGACGCACUGGUGUCCGACCGACCAAAGAAAGAGAUCUCCCCCUUACUCACCAGUGAGGUGCACAGCGUGCGGGCGGGCCGACACCUGGCCACCAAGCUCAACAUCCUGGUGCAGCAGCACUUCGACCUGGCCUCCACCACCAUCACCAACAUCCCCAUGAAGCCCACAUUAAAUGUUUGCGAACAGGAAGAGCAGCACGCCAACACGUCUGCCAACUACGACGUGGAGCUCCUGCACCACCGAGACGCGCACCUGGAGUUCUUCAAGAGCGGCGACCUGCACAUGGCGGGCAGCACCAGCAGAGACAGCGGCCUGAAGGAGACGGUCACGCUGAAGUGGUGCACGCCGCGGACCAACAGCGUCGAGCUGCACUACUGUACGGGCGCUUACCGCAUCUCCCCCACGGACGUCAACAGCCGUCCUUCGUCCUGCCUGACCAACUUCCUCCUCAACGGUACGCAGGCACCUGGCCGAUCGGUGCUGCUGGAGCAGCCCCGGAAGUCGGGGUCGAAGGUCAUCAGCCACAUGCUGAGCAGCCACGGCGGGGAGAUCUUCCUGCACGUGCUCAACAGCACCCGCUCCACCCUGGAGGACCCGCCCUCCAUCAGCGAGGGCUGCGGCGGGCGGGUCACCGACUACCGCAUCACCGACUUUGGGGAGUUCAUGAGGGAGAACCGGCUGACUCCGGUCGCAGAGACGGCGCCCAACCCCGGGGGGCGGUUCCCCGCCGACCGGGCCAAGGCCCAGCUGGAGCGCUACACCCGCUACUGGCCCAUGAUCAUCUCCCAGACCACCAUCUUCAACAUGCAGGCGGUGGUCCCCCUGGCCAACCUGAUCGUGAAGGAGGCGCUGAGCGAGGAGGACGUCUUGACGUGUCAGAAGACCGUCUACAACCUGGUGGACAUGGAGAGGAAGAACGACCCCCUGCCCAUCUCCACCGUGGGCUCCCGGGGCAAGGGCCCCAAGCGGGACGAGCAGUACCGCAUCAUGUGGAACGAGCUGGAGACGCUGGUGAAGACGCACGCGGCGGGCUCUGAGCGCCACCAGCGCGUGCUGGACUGCAUCGUGGCGUGCCGCAGCAAGCCCCCCGAGGAGGAGGAGCGGAAGAAGAGGGGCCGCAAGCGGGAGGACCGCGAGGAGCGGCCCGACAAGAACGGCACCAAGGAGCCGGAGGACCGGGCCUGGCAGGACUCGGAGAGGCUGAAGGGGGCGCUGGAGAAAGAGGAGCAGGAGUCUGAGGUGAUCAAGGACUCGCCCGACUCCCCGGAGCCACUGAACAAGAAGCCGCGCCUGGCCAUAGAGGAGGUCCAGCCCUCGGAGAAGGCCAAAGGCCCGGUCUCUCUUCUGGCGCUGUGGACCAAUCGGAUCACGGUUGCCAAUUCCAGGAAGCACCAGGAGUUUGCCGGCAGGACGAGCUCCGUGAAUAACAAGGCUGAACUCUACCAGCACCUUAAAGACGACAACGGAAUGGAUGUCCAUGAAAACGGAAAGGCCUCCAGAUGAUCUCAGCACACCCUAGCAGCAGCAGCAGCCGCCACCAUGGUUACCGUGGUAACCAUUGGCCACGCCCUCCAAGGAGGCGGGGGACUCCGGGGGACUUCGGGACCGUUUUCCUCCCGACUUGGUUUUCCUACACGGGCACUUGGAUACAAACAGACAUUGAGCUCCGACCUCGCAUCUUCUCAGUUUUUUUAUAUAUUCUUUUGUUUUUCUAUUCAAAGUUCUUUGUUUUGUAGAUAUGCCGAUCACAGGUUGUGUAAAGCAAUAAAGUUGUCACAAGAUGA
Gadus morhua (Atlantic cod) is the source of this 2909-nucleotide messenger RNA. It is a transcript of the gene ints13, whose product is annotated as integrator complex subunit 13. NCBI's taxonomy places the organism in Eukaryota, Metazoa, Chordata, Actinopteri, Gadiformes, Gadidae. The record is from RefSeq and is a predicted model, not a curated record. Gene Ontology annotation, cellular component: integrator complex. The coding region runs from base 484 to 2628 and encodes 714 amino acids. The transcript is spliced from 18 exons. Gene Ontology annotation, biological process: regulation of mitotic cell cycle; centrosome localization.